Molecule: messenger RNA, 3247 nt
Organism: Glossina fuscipes
Lineage: Eukaryota; Metazoa; Arthropoda; Insecta; Diptera; Glossinidae
Gene: rdgC
Product: serine/threonine-protein phosphatase rdgC
Exons: 14
Coding region: 346-2649 (767 amino acids)
Biological process (GO): detection of stimulus involved in sensory perception
Cellular component (GO): nucleus; cytosol
Molecular function (GO): protein binding; manganese ion binding; calcium ion binding
Source: RefSeq, a predicted model, not a curated record
GUUUUGUGAAAUACAUUUUAUUUGAGGCAAUUAGUGAAGCCCUUACCAUAUGUGUGAAUAAAAGAAUUAUAAGAAAUAACGCGUGUCUUACAUGUUCACCGUUUUGCACAUGUUUUGUUUAUGUUUACUCUAAUGUACAUGCAUACAUAUCGCGUUAGAAAGAUGCAGAAAACGAAAGAGGAGUCAAAUUAUUCUCUGUAAAAGUUGCAUAUGCCAUAAAAACACCAAGUGACACAAAAAACAAACUUAGCAAAGUGUGUAUUGCAUCAUUUUAUUUUUUUUUUUAUCAUAAAAAAACAAUAACGAGUAUAAAAUUCAUCUAUUUACUCAUACAUACUCGCAAAUAUGUUGCGUAAUUGUGUGUGUUUUGGCCAACGCUCGCAGAAUAAGCGUCGCAGCUCUUCGUUUGAUACCUCGUCCUCAUGUCGUUCAUCAGAAAUUGAACGAAGCGGCAAAGCCGCGGCCACAAGAGCUACUGUUGCUGCCACAGUCGAAAACCAUAGCUAUACGAUGGCUAACGGCGGCAUGGCGAGCAGUUUAUUACAAUUAUUCCAAAAGAAAGGUUGGUACCGUCAUUGGCGUAAACCGACUCGUGGCAUCACCAUGUCAAAAACCGAAAUAACAAUCAAAGCCGCUAUACUCAUACAGCGAUGGUAUCGUCGUCAUCAAGCGCGUAUGGAAAUCAAACGCCGUUACACGUGGGAAAUUUUUACAACUCUAGAAUAUGCCGGUGAACAAGAUCAAGUUGAGCUGUACAAUUUUUUUAAUGCUCUACUGACACACAUUCCUAGCGCUGCCGCUGAAGCAAGCGGUGAAAGACGUUCUAGUAUUCUAGCUUCGCCGGCAAGAUUAACUGAAGAUUCAGAUUACAAGGAAGAAUACGAUAGAAGUGGAAAUAAAUAUGGGGGACCAGAAAUUACUUCUCCAAUAAGUGGAAAAGAUGUAGAUGCCCUUAUAGAAGCAUUUCGUAGAAAAAAGUCCAGUCAUCUUCAUCCUAAAUAUGUGGCACUCAUUUUACGGGAAGCCGCAUCACGGUUAAAAAAUUUGCCAAAUUUGCAUAACGCAUCGACAGCUAUUUCGAAACAAAUCACUAUUUGUGGGGAUCUUCAUGGUAAACUGGACGAUCUAUUAGUUAUUUUUUAUAAGAAUGGUUUGCCUUCUCCGGAAAACCCGUACAUUUUUAACGGGGACUUUGUGGAUCGCGGUAAAAAAGGAUUGGAAGUAUUUCUAAUACUUUUGGCAUGUUAUUUGGCUUUUCCCCAUUCGGUUUACCUUAAUCGUGGUAAUCACGAAGAUUCCGUUAUGAAUGCUCGUUACGGUUUCAUACGUGAAGUAGAAACAAAAUAUCAGAAUAAUUCAGAACGUAUAUUAAAACUCAUUGAUGAGGUAUAUCGUUGGUUACCACUAGGUAGCGUUAUUGAUGAUAGUGUACUUGUGGUUCACGGCGGGAUAUCGGAUCAAACUGAUUUAAAUAUAAUCAAAAAGUUGGACAGAAGCAAGUAUAUAUCAAUUUUGCGACCACCUGUAGAGAGCAGAACAACCCUUGAAGAAGACACAAAACUUGAAUGGCAACAGGUAUUUGAUAUGAUGUGGAGUGAUCCUCAGCAUAUUGAUGGAUGUGUACCCAAUGUAUUACGUGGUGCAGGCACUUAUUUCGGUCCGGAUGUUACAUCGCAAUUCCUCAAGAAGCAUAAAUUACAACUCUUAGUACGUUCGCAUGAGUGUAAAGUUGAUGGUUAUGAAUUUAAUCAUAAUGACUUACUAGUUACAAUAUUUUCGGCUUCAAAUUAUUAUGCUAUUGGAUCCAAUCGUGGUGCUUAUAUGAAAUUAAAUUUUAAAUUGGAACCACAUUUCGUUCAAUUUAUAUCUGCUGCUUCGAAGACACGUGAAUUAUCAAUCCGUCAGCGUGUUGGCAUAGUGGAAACGUCUGCUUUACGCGGCUUGGGUGCCCGUUUGCGAGCAAAACGACUUGAUUUAGAAUUGGAAUUUCAAAAACAUGAUCCUCAUAAUACCGGCAUUAUAACAAUAUCGGAGUGGUGCGAGGCUAUGGAAAAAGCUACACAUUUAGGCUUAAGCUGGCGUUUGUUGAGACCACGCUUAGCGCCGUCAUCACCAAAUCAAGCGGAGUCUGAAGUGAAUUAUUUAGUCACCUUACAACUUUUAGACACGGACACAAUGAUUAAAGCUGAAGAGUUGGAAACCAGUGUUGCUGAUUCUUUGUACAAAAAUGUUAGCAGCCUGGAGGCUAUAUUCCAUAUAAUUGAUGCAGAUCAUUCAGGUUUUAUAUCAUUGAGUGAAUUUACUGCUGCUAUCGAUCUACUGGAACAACAUUUGCCGGGAGUGAAUCAGCGGGAACAUCUUCUUCGCAUGUGUCGCUUAAUGGACCUGAAUAAUGACGGGGCGGUAGAUUUAAAUGAAUUUCUCGAAGCAUUCCGUUUAGCUGAACAGGCAAGAAAUAAAAAAGGACCAAUUGGAUCGGUAACGGAUAGGCGUAUAGGCGGUGAAGAUAUAGAAAAUCUUUCACCGAAUAUAAGCCUAAAAGCUUCUAGUGCUACUGCAGCAGCAAUUGCUGAUGAAUUGCAAGAAAUGGUUUUCAAUGACGUUGAAAAUGAUAUUGACCCGUCUGAUUGUGAAACGCAAAAUGGUUAAAGUAAAAAUAUAAUGAAAAAAGAAUACUUUUUUUUUUUUCUUUGUUUUUGUUUUCAAUAUGUUUAGAAGAGCCUUCCAAAAGGAAACAAAUGAAUUCUCCUUGAUGUUAUCCCAUGUAUAUUAAAAAUUUGAGAAAGAGAAAGAAAAAACGCAAUUUAUCAUAAUUGUAGCGUUUUCAUUAGAUUUUAACAUAAAUAAGCAAGAGAGGCUGCUAAGUAAGCACUUGUUUCAAUUAUUAUAACAUUUUCUUCUUCUUUUUUUUUUUUUUUUGCCUUUUUUAUUAAAGUCUUUCUAUCGCCGUCCAUUAGAAUUCUUCGUUUAUGUCGAGCAAAAAUAUUUUAUUGUAAUUUUUUAAAACCAAUUAUUAAGUUUGUAAGACUCUAUUGUACAACUCGAUGAUACUCAUGGCGUACUCUUUAAAAUUUUAAGUCUUAGAUUUUAAUUAAUUAAUAAUUAAAUUUUCAAUAUUUAUCCAACUAAAUUUAAAAAAAAAAAUCUUUUAAUUAUUUGAAAACCCAAAAGAAUAAACUACUUCUGUUAACACAGCCAAAGCAUUUAAUAAUAAUAAUAAUAAUAAAAAAAAAAAAAAGAAAAACUU